UUUUAACAUAAGUUUCAUUGAAAAUGGCAUAUCGAGCAAAAAGAAUAGUAGAUUUGUUUUACAGAAUUCAAGAUGUUGCUAAAGAUGAGCAUGAUGCUGUACUUGUGAGCCUUCUUAAAGAUUGAGAGAUGUAUUUAAACAUCUUACUCAAGAUAAUCGAUAAAUCUGAUCAUGAGGUGAGUAAAGUUGAAAGUAAGGAAAAAUGAUCGAACACUUUAAUCUCAAAAAGAUCUGUUGAGAUCCUUAAGCAUUGGAUUUACUUCCUAAGCUCUACCAAAAAUGAGCAUAAUAAUGAUAAAUUACUUCGAAACCAACAAGCAAGAGACUUAUUAGGCUGUAUCAAAAUUUAAAUCAAUCAAGCCUCCAUUUGACAACGAUCCUGAAAAUUUUAACCUACUAGAAUAUUCAGAAAGGACUUUAAUACUCCCAAAAGGCACUAGCAAAUCAUCCAGAACUAGAGCAUUAAAAUCCCAUAAGAGAGGAGGCAGAACAGGAGCGAAUAAACCAAAAUUACAAAAGAGUUUGUCAAAAACCAGCCUUUCCAAAGGUAUUUUAGCACACGAUACAAAAGCAGUGAAGAGGACAAGAAAAUACUCUACCAACAAAGAUCUUGAGAAAAGAUAUACACAUGCUUGCGCAUAUGCUGCAGUUAACCUUCCUAGAGGAACAAAGAAAGAGCAUUCUUUUGUACAGAAAACUAUACAAAGAAGUAGCCUCAGUAGACAAAGAGAGGCUUCUAAGACUAUUAUUAAGCAUUCUAUCUCAAAACCUACCCUAAUUCAAGGACUUUAUGAGGAGAGCGGCCGGUAUAAAACCAACAAUUUUCAGCUUUCUCAUAAGCCAGGCAGAGGAGAUGACGGCAGAAAAUAGUCUUGGAAAAGUCAACACUAAAUCACAGAAAAAUGGCUUAACUUAUAUUAAGCAGUUUUAAUAGUCUGAAUAGUGUCAGCAGGCUUUCACCAGAUCAAUGCCUGAACAGAGCUAGGUCAAAUAUUAAGAGGGAGGCUGAAAAGUGUACUCCUCAAAGAAGCAUAGCCCUGAGUCCGACUGAGAACUUAGCGUCACAGCCUAAUUCACAUCUGAGAGAAGUGUCUGGAUCUGAUCGAACCAGAGCUGGAUAUAACUCUGAAUCUUAUGUGCAGAGAUAUAGACGGGAUACUAAGCUAAAAAGUAUGGAUGCUAGCAUCUCAGAGUUUUCCCAAAAUAAAAUUAUUAAUAAUUUGGAAAUUUAUCAUUCUCAACAUUUACAGGAAAGUCAAUUUAAUUUUGGAAUGAAAAGAUCUGUGGAUGAAGAGUCUGAAGUUAGAUUUGGCAGAAGAUAUAAAUAUGCUACAUUCCUUGAGGAAUCUGGUAGUUUUAUUAGUCGGGGAGAAGAGGAAAAGCACCUUGUUGAUACAGUGCAAAAACCUUCAAGAAUUGGUAACCAGAAAACAUCUCAUAUUAUUCCUUUCCAAGAGUUUAUCAAACAAAAGGAGAAGGCAGAGCACCUUGCACCUUCAAAAAUAUCAAUGGCAAGGAAGCCAGGAUUACCUGGAGGCUCUCCGGGAAUUCAAAGAAGUCCAGCAUUGAAGAAAUAUCAGAAAAAUAACUAUCAAAAUUACCUUCAGCCAAAAGCAAGAAUUGGAGAUUCCUCUCAAAAUAAUAAGACUACAAAGGCUGAAUAUCUAUACUCCUUGAAGACUAAGUUUAGUCCUCUUGUGGAGGUCAGCCUCGAAGAUAAUGAGAUCAUUGUGUAUGGAAAAGCCAAGCCUAGAGUAAGGCAGCCAAAGCAGAAGAAAAUGCUAAAGGGAUCUAGUAGCCAUAAAUCAAUACCUGAGGGAAUCACAAGCCAAGAGAGAUCAAAGGAGGAAAUAAAGAAGGUCGCUAAUGGAAUCAAGAACAAGCUAAAGCAUAACUAUAGACUCUCAAAAGAGGGAUCACUUAAACGUCAUUUGUGAGAUAGCAAAAACUCAAGUCCUGGUUCUUUGAAGAAUUCUAGCUCCUAUGCAAAGAGAAGGAUGGGUCUUGCAAUGGAGGAGGACUUUAUGGUCCUACCAAAUCCCCAAAUAGGCUCUUCCAGGAAGAAGAGAGCAGUGACCACAUCUGAUAUCAUCGCAUUAUCUAAUUUCAAAGAAGGAUCUCCUCGCUCUAAGUACCAAAGACUACGUGCUUCAAAAAAGCGGCUUGCUCAAAAUGGGCUCUAACCAAAAAUUUUCAAUAAAAA
Moneuplotes crassus is the source of this 2203-nucleotide messenger RNA. The record is from the annotation of a GenBank genome assembly. Lineage: Eukaryota; Ciliophora; Spirotrichea; Euplotida; Euplotidae.